GAUGGCGGCGUCGGUGGUAGCUGCAGGUGGCGGACUGCGGCGGGCCCUUCGCAGGUCGCCCUCGUGGCGGGGCCCCAGCCGUCGGCCGCUCUCAUCCGAGCCCCCUCCAGCCCCGGCGGCGGCCGUGCGUGACGCCUUCCUGAGCUUCUUUCGGGACCGCCACGGCCACCGCCUCGUGCCGUCCGCUUCCGUGCGGCCCCGCGGCGACCCCAGCUUACUUUUCGUCAACGCCGGCAUGAACCAGUUCAAGCCAAUCUUCCUGGGCACUGUGGAUCCACGAAGUGAGAUGGCAGGCUUCCGACGUGUGGCCAACAGCCAGAAAUGUGUGAGGGCUGGAGGACGCCACAACGACCUAGAGGAUGUGGGCCGAGACCUUUCUCACCAUACCUUCUUUGAGAUGCUUGGCAAUUGGGCAUUUGGGGGUGAAUAUUUUAAGGAGGAGGCUUGCAGCAUGGCCUGGGAACUGCUGACUCGGGUGUAUGGGAUCCCCAAGGACAGGCUAUGGGUCUCCUACUUUGGUGGUGACCCCAAGGCAGGGCUGGACCCAGACCUGGAGAGCAGGGACAUCUGGCUCAGCUUAGGGGUACCUGCCAGCCGUGUGCUUUCCUUUGGGCCACAGGAGAACUUCUGGGAGAUGGGGGAUACUGGCCCUUGUGGGCCCUGUACUGAGAUCCACUAUGACCUGGCUGGUGGGGUAGGAGCCCCCCAGCUAGUGGAGCUUUGGAAUCUGGUCUUCAUGCAGCACAACAGAGAGGCAAAUGGAAGUCUGCAGCCCCUGCCCCAGCGGCACGUGGACACGGGAAUGGGCCUGGAAAGGCUGGUAGCUGUGCUACAAGGCAGACGCUCCACCUACGACACGGACCUCUUUUCCCCGCUGCUCAGUGCUAUACACCAGGGUUGUGGGGCACCCCCUUACUUGGGCCGGGUAGGGGCAGCAGAUGAAGGCCGCACAGAUAUGGCAUACCGUGUGGUGGCUGAUCACAUUCGCACACUCAGUGUCUGCAUCGCUGAUGGCGUCUCCCCUGGAAUGUCAGGCGCCCCGCUGGUUCUUCGUCGGAUCCUUCGUCGAGCCGUGCGGUUCUCUACAGAGGUGUUGCGGGCACCACCUGGCUUCCUUGGCAGCCUGGUACCGAUAGUGGUGGAGAUACUGGGAGACACUUACCCAGAACUGCAGAAGAACUCAGCCCAGAUCGCUAACCUGGUGUCGGAGGACGAGGCAGCCUUCCUGGCCUCCCUGCAGCGGGGUCGGCGGAUCAUCGAUCGGACUCUGAGGCGCCUGGGACCUUCUGAUGUGUUCCCUGCCGAAGUGGCCUGGUCCUUGUCAAUGUCUGGGGACCUGGGGCUCCCCUUGGACCUAGUAGAGCUGAUGCUGGAGGAGAAAGGGGUGCAGCUGGACUCUGCUGGGCUGGCACGGCUGGCCCAGGAGGAGGCCCAGCACCGGGCCCAGCAGGCUGAGCCAGUUGAGGAGCAGGGACUGAGGCUUGACAUCCAUGCGCUGGGGGAGCUACAGCGCCGAGGACUACCCCCAACUGAUGACACCCCCAAGUACAACUACUGCCUUCAACCCAGCGGGGGUUAUGAGUUUGGCACCUGUGAGGCCCAGGUGCUCCAGCUGUACACAGAGGACGGAACAGCCGUUGCCUCCGUGGGGAAAGGCCAGCGCUGUGGCCUCCUCUUAGACAGAACCAACUUCUAUGCUGAACAGGGAGGUCAGGCUUCAGACCGAGGCUACCUGGUGCGGGUGGGGCAGCAGGAUGUGCUGUUCCCAGUGGCUCGGGCCCAUGCCUGUGGAGGCUUCAUCCUACAUGAGGCUGUGGCCCCUGAGUGCCUGAAGGUGGGGGACCGGGUGCAGCUGCAUGUGGAUAAGGCCUGGCGUCUGGGCUGCAUGGAGAAGCACACGGCCAUCCACCUGCUAAACUGGGCACUGCGGCAGGCCCUGGGCCCUGGCACAGAACAGCGAGGCUCCCAUCUCAAUCCCGAGCGGCUACGUUUUGACGUGGCCACCCAGGCCCCGUUGACCCCAGAGCAGCUCCGGGCAGUGGAGAGCACUGUGCAGGAGGUCGUGAGGCAGGAUGAGGCUGUGUACAUGGAGGAGGUAGCCCUGGCACGCACUGCCCAUGUCCCUGGUCUGCGCUGUCUGGAUGAGGUGUACCCAGAUCCGGUGCGGGUUGUGUCAGUGGGAGUGCCUGUGGCCCAUGCACUGGACCCAGCCUCUCAAGCUGCACUGCAGACUUCUGUGGAGCUGUGCUGUGGGACGCACUUGCUGCGCACGGGGGCUGUAGGGGACCUGGUCAUCAUUGGAGAGCGCCAACUCACCAAGGGCAUCACCCGUCUGCUGGCCAUCACUGGGGAGCAGGCCCAGCAGGCCCGAGAAGUGGGCCAGAGCCUGGCCCAGGAGGUGGAAGCAGCUGCAGAGCGGCUGAAUCGGGGCAGCCAGGAUGCGGUGGAGACUCAGCGGCUGUCCAAGGACAUGGGAAAACUCAUUGAUGCCGUGGACACCACUGUGAUACCCCAGUGGCAACGGCGGGAGCUGCAGGCCACACUGAAGGCACUGCAGCGGCGUGCCAACACUGCUAUUCGGAAGUUGGAAAUAAGGCAGGCUGCACAGAAAUCACAGGAGCUGCUGCAGCGGCACUCAGAGGGACCCCUGAUUGUGGACACAGUUUCCACUGAGUCCCUCUCAGUGCUGGUGAAGGUGGUCCGGCAGCUGUGUGAGCAGGUGCCCAGCACGUCCGUGCUGCUACUCAGCCCCCAGCCCCUGGGGCAUGUGCUGUGUGCCUGUCAGGUGGCCCAGAGUGCCACACCAGCUUUCACAGCAGAGGCCUGGGCGCUGGCUGUGUGCAGCCAUAUGGGGGGCAAGGCCUGGGGCUCCCGAGUGGUGGCCCAGGGCACUGGAAACACUACUGAUUUGGAAGCUGCCCUCAGUACAGCCCGAGCCUAUGCCCUCAACCAGCUCUGACCCAGGGACUCACAUAGACUAAAGAGACUAACAGUUACUGGUCAGUUGCUGAAUGUUGCAAGAACCAAACAGACAAAACUUCCUGAAGGAGCCCUGAAGGAACCAACAGAACCUCCCUGGAGGCUGAAGCAGAGGACUAGACGCUGGAGGCCCAGCAGCUGAGCUGAAGAGGGCCACCCUGGGCUGGGUCCUGCGUGGACACAGAGAAGUGGGCCCAGAGACACACCCACUAGGUGAAUGUGGAAACAUGGGCUGUCCUGGCUGUGACUGCUCAUUAAAAAGUAUUUCCCAGAGGAGAGGAAGUUCCAGAAGGUUUUUUUGCUUAAAAAGAGCAGACUUUCCCAUCCUGGCAUGGGUGCCCCAUCACCAAUCUGAGUCCUCACACUGGGCUGAAAGACCACCCAGUAUCCACAUCAAGGCCAUCGUCAUUGCCACAAUGCUCGGUCAGGCUCUCUCGGUCAGCCUGUCCAGAAAGGCCUCCCUGGCCACCAGGAUCCAGAACUGUCACGUGAAAGUCGCUAUAGCAGGGCAGAUUCUCUCUGUGUCACUUAGUUCUUAAACAAUAGCUUGUCUUACUGAAGGCCCUGGUGAUUUGAUGAUAAAAUGAGUAGCAGGUACUGGUCAGCUCCUGAGAAUAUAGUGAGAACCAAACGGACAAAACUUCCUGUCUUUGUGGAGCUUACUGCUAAUGGGAAACGGGCAAUAAAGAGAAAGAAGAGGG
This is a messenger RNA of Miniopterus natalensis, 3680 nucleotides long. It is a transcript of the gene AARS2, whose product is annotated as alanyl-tRNA synthetase 2, mitochondrial. Lineage: Eukaryota; Metazoa; Chordata; Mammalia; Chiroptera; Miniopteridae. Gene Ontology annotation, molecular function: nucleic acid binding; ATP binding; aminoacyl-tRNA deacylase activity. Gene Ontology annotation, cellular component: mitochondrion; cytoplasm. Gene Ontology annotation, biological process: alanyl-tRNA aminoacylation. The record is from RefSeq and is a predicted model, not a curated record.